Mercenaria mercenaria is the source of this 2382-nucleotide messenger RNA. RefSeq names its product LIM/homeobox protein Awh-like. Gene Ontology annotation, biological process: neuron differentiation; regulation of transcription by RNA polymerase II. NCBI's taxonomy places the organism in Eukaryota, Metazoa, Mollusca, Bivalvia, Venerida, Veneridae. Gene Ontology annotation, molecular function: DNA-binding transcription factor activity, RNA polymerase II-specific; RNA polymerase II transcription regulatory region sequence-specific DNA binding. The transcript has 5 exons. The coding region runs from base 541 to 1383 and encodes 280 amino acids. Gene Ontology annotation, cellular component: nucleus. The record is from RefSeq and is a predicted model, not a curated record.
GCGUGCCGUGAUAAACCAAUCAGUGGGCGGAAUAUUGACGUAUUGUUAGCCAAUCAGCGCUUGUCCUAACUAGCAUAUGCAAAUAUCUCAUUAAAAUUAAGUUGUCGUCUUACUGGGAAUAUUUUCUAGAAAAUAGAUAAUCAGAAAAAGCGAAAGUUAGAGUUAAAGUUCAUCAACACGUCGUAACAAUUAAAAGGAGCUUUCAUAAGCACGUGUGAUAUCAAAAGAAUAAAAAUAGUUUGAUUAAUUGACUGUACUUUUAUUCAGAUAAGUAGAUCUACAAGUGUUGAUUAAAACAUACUAUUUUAUGGAUUUAUUAAAAAUUGAGCAAUAUGCUCAAUAAACAUUAUUUAUGACAAUGUCUGUUUAAAUAUCUUGUGCAUUGAUAAAAACGAAAUUUAGAAAGAAAAAAAUAUGAUAUACUCAGUUGACAUACUUCAUCUGUCGAAUUUAUGUAACUAAACGAAAUCGCGACACUGUGACAAUACUUACUGAGAUUCAUCGAAGCACGGACGGCACGUGCCAAGCGUGCAAGAGGAAAUGCAAUUGGAUAUGGAUUGCCAUGAAGACGGUUACACGUCCGAGUCGUCCUCGCACAUGGAUUUAUACCCGCCGGCAUCCCCAUCCAGAGGUCUCCCCUUCGGUUUGUUAAAGACCGAUGACGACAUAUGUUUCGGCUGCGGAUUACACAUUACCGACAGAUUUAUUCUCAAAGUCAACGACCAAUCUUGGCAUGUGGCUUGUCUCAGAUGCUGUGUGUGUCAGACCGCCCUUGACCGACAGACCACGUGCUUUAUCCGAGAAGAUAACAUCUAUUGUCGAUUGGACUAUGCUAGGGAAUUCGGUGCAAAGUGUUCCAAAUGUUACCGUUCGAUACAACCUACAGACUGGGUGAGGCGAGCACGUGAUCACGUGUACCAUCUCGCAUGCUUUGCCUGUGACUCGUGCAAACGUCAGUUGUCUACGGGGGAGGAGUUUGCUCUCCAUGGUAACAAAGUGCUGUGUAAACCACAUUACUUGGACGUUCUAGAAGGUGGCAACCAUAAAGAUUCCGAUUCUUCACAAAAGACAAAGACGAAGCGAGUUCGGACUACUUUCACCGAGGAACAGAUUCAAGUACUUCAAGCCAAUUUUCAGCUAGACUCGAAUCCAGAUGGUCAAGAUUUAGAAAGGAUAGCCCAGAUUACUGGCCUCAGCAAGCGCGUGACUCAAGUCUGGUUCCAGAAUUCACGCGCGCGUCAAAAGAAGCAGCAACAACAACAUAAUGGGAGCCAUUCGAGUCCUGGAUCGUUGUCAUCACAAAAAAUGGAGCUAGAAGUUGAAUGCCACUGGGGUAACACAUCCGACAGCCAGGAUAGCAAUAAUGUCUCGUUUUCAGACUGAGCAUGCGCAGUCACGUUACUUAGACACGUGCACAGUCUAACCAAUAUGGCGACCAAGCACAGUAAAAUGUCAACCGCGUCUUGACCUUCACGGCGCUUGUGGAUAGUUGUAAACAAUUACAAAAACACUAACCUUUGUGCACUUUAGCAAUAUAUGUUGAACAGACAACUUGAAGCAGGCUAUUGGAGGACACAUGCAUUAAUGUUGUGUUUCGACCUUUUCGUCGGAAAGGCGCUCAUCGCUUUGUACACGAUAUGAUGUGCAUAUAAUGCGAAGGGAAAGCUCGGAUAGCGUUGAAGACACACUCAAUUGAACAUUUACAUUUACUUGUACGAAAAUAUCUUGUGUUUCGAGCUUAUAGUUGAAAGGAAAAACUUCAAUGCAUUUGUUUGCUCCCUGUGCGACACGUGAGAGAGACAACAUGGAGUCGUAUGUGUUAAAUACGUCAACAUAUUGUUGUUUUUUUUUCGAUCUUUUUGCCUCUCAGUCCGAGGGAAAAGUAUUCGUUGUUUCAUUUAAAUUAACCGAGAGAUUACAUGUGCAGAAAAGGUAGUUGAGAACAAACGGAUAUCCGAGGACAUUCAUUCAUAUUUUGAGGGUUUUUUUUUGUUUGUUAAAGAGCGAUGCAAGUUGCUUUAUUUGUGUUUAAGACUGGGCUAUAUAUGGAAGAUAAUAUCUACAGCAUUAUCAUCUGGCAGCCACACUAGUUUGAAGAUUAUCAUUAUGGUAGUACAUGUACAUUGUGUUAGAAGUUUUGUAGUUGUAAUCAAUUGUUAUUUAUAUUCAAUGGUACAAAGAUUGUUCCUUUCACAGUAAACAAACACUUAUAUAAUGAUUAAUCAAUUUAAGAUGUAAUGGAAACAAAACUGGAAGGUAAAUACUAUUUGGCAAAAGGCACCCUAUGUGUCUGAUAUAAGUUUUAAUUCUACACAAGAUGAGACGAGAUUAAUGCACGAAAAUGUACGAAAGUGUGUCUUUCUUCAUGCGAAGCUGUAAAAA